GUUUUGAUAAAGAGCAGAAUCAACAGCAGAAAAAUGAGGAAUCGCAAUCGUUUCAGAGUUUUCAUGGAAAACUUUGGUUUCCACCAAGAGGCAAUUGUGGAGAGGGAGGACCCAUUAAGCCCCAUGAAGAUAACAAACAACAUGAGACACUUUGAAAGAGACUUCAGACCUGUGUCACACUUUUUUAGAAACUUGCCUGCUUUAUCCAGCUGGCGCUCUGUGCAAAUGACUUUCUGUUUUUUCUUUGUGUACAUGUGCACAGUGUGGUAUAGCUGGACCAUUUCCUUCAUCUUGCUCUUCGUGAUUCUUCGCCUUUCCCAAAAUUAUCUAAUUUCCAAAGGAUGGAGGAUCCAGGGGAGCAUCAUACCCGACGUGUGUGAGCCAUUGGAACAUCUAAAAGACAACCUAAAUGUCUUUCAGAUGUUCCACUUGGCUUUCGAUGCUGCUCAGAAAGCUCAGAAGCUUUUUGGAAACAUGGCCAACAUCCUUGAGAAGAUAAAAAAUCUGUGCAUGUGGGUCCGGCCAGAGCUCACUCUAAAGAUCUACGUGGGACUGUGGCUGGCCUUUAUCUUUUCAUGUGUGUUUCCAUACCAGCUGCUGGGCUUUAUCAUAGAUGUUUUUGUAGGGAUCAAGUUUUACAUCAUUGACUUGAUCUUUGAAAAGUUCCCGAAGCUGCGGCAGCGGUUUGACGCCCCCUACACCUUCUGGGCUAAUUUACCCACCGACCUGCAGCUGAGGGAGCCCAGAAACACCUUCCUGAGCAGAUGGAUUGCACAGCAAGGGCCCAAAGGAGCACGGCCCGAGGUAGCAUUUCUAAUGCUCUUCUCGGUGCCAGACGGAGGCGCUUGUUCCCUUCAUGAUCCCGCUUCAUUGGGGCCUUUCAUACGUGGCGACGACGGGUAUGGAGAAGAUAGUGGACAAAAGUGUGUCUCAGGUCUCUCAGGAUGA
Molecule: messenger RNA, 948 nt
Organism: Xiphophorus hellerii (green swordtail)
Lineage: Eukaryota; Metazoa; Chordata; Actinopteri; Cyprinodontiformes; Poeciliidae
Product: GRAM domain-containing protein 4-like
Exons: 1
Coding region: 34-948 (304 amino acids)
Biological process (GO): apoptotic process; negative regulation of toll-like receptor 9 signaling pathway
Source: RefSeq, a predicted model, not a curated record